Messenger RNA from Penaeus monodon (black tiger shrimp), 1243 nucleotides. RefSeq lists its product as uncharacterized. The transcript has 4 exons. The record is from RefSeq and is a predicted model, not a curated record. NCBI's taxonomy places the organism in Eukaryota, Metazoa, Arthropoda, Malacostraca, Decapoda, Penaeidae. The annotation marks the transcript as partial.
AUGGAGGAGCUAGACGCUCCACCCUCCGUAGAUGAACUGAGCAAGGCUAUCGACUCCCUAGCCUGCGGCAAAGCUCCAGGAAAAGAUGGCAUCCCACCUGAAGUCAUCAAGGUGGGAAAGAAGACUGCUCUCCUUCACCAUCUGCACCAGCUGCUGCAGCAGUGCUGGGAAGAAGGAACAGUGCCCCAAGAGAUGCAUCCAGAGAAAUGCCGCGAACAGAGGCGACCGCUUUACAUCGCAUUAUUGGACCUAACCAAGGCCUUCGACCUCGUCAGCAGGAACGGCCUUUUCACUCUGCUGCAGAAGAUUGGGAUGCCCCCCCAAGCUCCUGAGGAUGAUAACAUCUUUCAUGAAGACAUGCAGGGCACUGUACAGUAUGAUGGUUUCCUCCUCGGACCCAUUUCCAAUCAAGAGCGGGGUGAAACAAGGGUGCGUACUCGCUCCGACACUCUUUGGAAUCUUCUCUCUUUGCUGCUGUCCUACGCCUUCAGCCAGUCAGAGGACGGAGUGUACAUUCACACCAGAAGCGACGGCAGCCUCUUCAAACUUGCCCGCCUCCGAGCUAAGACCAAAGUGAGGCAGGUACUCAUACGAGAGAUGCUCUUCGCUGAUGAUGCAGCACUGACGGCACACUCUGAAGAAGCAUUGCAGCGACUCAUCAACUGCUUCGCGCAUGCAUGCAGAGUCGUCGAGGACUUUGCGUACCUAGGCUCCACCAUCGCCAGCAACCUCUCCCUGGACGCCGAACUCAACAAGCGCAUCGGCAAGGCGGGAACUGCCACGGCUCGCUUGGCAAAGAGGGUCUGGAACAACAAGAAGCUGACCACCAACACCAAGAUGAAGGUGUACCAGGCCUGCGUGCUCAGCACGCUGCUCUACGGCAGCGAGUCUUGGACCCUCUACUCCCGCCAAGAGAGGAUCCUGGGAAUCACCUGGCAGGACCGUGUCCCAAACAAGAACGUCCUUGAUCAAGAAGGCAUCCCGAGCAUGUUCGUCCUGCUCACCCAGCGUCGGCUCCGGUGGCUUGGCCAUGUCAGGAGAAUGGACGAUGGGAGGAUCCCCAAAGAUAUUCUGUUUGGCGAGCUCGCCACUGGCUCCAGACCUACAGGAAGACCUCUCCUACGCUUCAAGGAUGUCUGUAAGCGAGACAUGAGGGCAGGUGACAUCGACCCAGCAGGCUGGGAGUCAGUGGCUGAAGACCGCAGUAGCUGGAGAAGUGCUGUGAAAGCCUGCACAAUAAGGA